CAGACGGCCCAAGAGCUUCUUCCACUCCAUAAUCAAACUUGUCUGACUUGAAAAUUGAAUAACUUGAUUGGGUGAUAAUUUGAAGGUACAACUCCGCCCUAUCCUUCGUCGUUUUGAUUCUGCUCAUACCCUAAUCCAGAUUUUUCUCCACAAGUCACCAUCAUAUUCGAUCACCAGAUGGCGGCUGAGCCCCUAACAAGUGAGGCAAUAGCUCUAACAGAGAAGAAAAUGGAUAUGUCAUUAGAUGACAUCAUCAAAAUGUCCAAGACUCGUGCUGCGAAGCCGAACAAACAAAGAGUUUCUAAUAAGGGUCAGAAAUCGUUCAACAAUGCUUCCCAAGAUAAAGGUUUUAAAGUUAAAAGGUUCAUGGAAACUAGAACUUCCCUCAGACAGGGUGCCCUUGCUCAGAGGAGGUCAAACUUUCAGGGAAAUCAGUUCCCUUUGGCAUCUGAAGCUGCUAAAAAGGCUGCUGUUGCUCCAAUUCGAAGCAGAGCUUCAAAUUGGAGCAGACCAUUCAAUGUUAAUAAAUCAAGGGCGGGGGGCUCGACUUUCCUGAAGAAUUUUGCAACUGGAUCUGGUUUCAUUGUGAAGAAAGCACUACAAAAACCAGCGCAGCAAGCCUCUCUGAGCCCUAAACAGAAGCCUCAAACCUUGGACUCGCUAUUUGCUAACAUGAAAGAAGAAAGAAUGAGGGUGUUGUCUCGACAGAGUAACGACUCAAGAAGAAAGGGAUGGAGCCAGCUCGGAGUGCCAUGGGCGAGAGGAUAUUAUAACCAACACUAGUAGCUCCUCCUCCAGCUUAGAUUGCUUUAGAGACGUGUAGUUGGUUAGCCUGUUGUCGUCCUGUGAAGCUAAGGCUUUUACUCGUUGACUGGAAUUAGUACAAGAAAACCGAGUGCUCGCUCUUAUCCAAAUUUUCCCGCCCAGAAAUAUCUUAUCUAGCAAUUUUUGUACAAAAAAUUAAAUUUUCGGUGUAAUGUUCCUCUGCUCUAGAAAUCAAUUCAGGGGGUGUAUGCAAUUUUUACAUGCAAAUUUAACUUUUUUGAGAUUUGCAGGUAUUAGACGAUCCAA
This is a messenger RNA of Salvia splendens (bonfire salvia), 1071 nucleotides long. RefSeq lists its product as uncharacterized. The transcript is spliced from 7 exons. Bases 178 to 783 code for a protein of 201 amino acids. Lineage: Eukaryota; Viridiplantae; Streptophyta; Magnoliopsida; Lamiales; Lamiaceae. The record is from RefSeq and is a predicted model, not a curated record.